Molecule: messenger RNA, 219 nt
Organism: Acanthoscelides obtectus
Lineage: Eukaryota; Metazoa; Arthropoda; Insecta; Coleoptera; Chrysomelidae
Source: the annotation of a GenBank genome assembly
AUGUACAAGGACUCGGCCAAAAAAGAGCGUCACCUCGAGUUUCGCUCUCAAUUGGCCAACGAAAUGAUCGGUAAUUUCUGCAGUAGAAAACGCAAGUGCUAUAGUCCCGGAGCGGGAGUAGGCAGAAAAAAACAUCAACCAGGUGGUUACCCUACCGUCCAAAACGCAAUUCGUUUGUCAAAUGUCGGAGACCAUAUGCCCAAGCAGCAAGAGAAAUAG